Molecule: messenger RNA, 1000 nt
Organism: Salvia miltiorrhiza (redroot sage)
Lineage: Eukaryota; Viridiplantae; Streptophyta; Magnoliopsida; Lamiales; Lamiaceae
Product: protein cornichon homolog 1-like
Exons: 4
Coding region: 239-691 (150 amino acids)
Biological process (GO): vesicle-mediated transport
Source: RefSeq, a predicted model, not a curated record
GGGUUACAAUGGUUAAAAGUUUUUUGGGAGCUCUCACCUUUUGCCAUUACUUUACAGGCUUCAGAUCAUGAAGGCGUGUUACUGAACAAUCAUUAUUUUAUUUUAUUCAUUUUCCUUUUAUUAAUCCUCAGUUUUGUUUUUGAAAUUUUUAUUAAUCCUCAGUUACUCGUCGAGGAAAUAGGAUCCAAAAAUCUUGCAGCGUCAGUAAAUUCCAGUGUUAAUUCCUUCGGGAAAAAUUAUGGAUUGGUUACCUUUCCUCUGGCUAAUUUUUUCAUUCAUGAACCUCACCCUAUUGGGAUUAAAUUUUUACGAGUUCCUUGGUUUCUCGGAUUUGGAGGCUGACUAUUUGAAUCCCUAUGAAUUAUCAUCUCGUAUCAACUAUGUGAUUGUGCCCGAGUAUUUGUUGCAUGGCGCAUUGUGCGUUCUCUUUCUCAUGACGGGUCAUUGGAUCAUGUUCUUGCUCUCGCUGCCUACUGCAUGCUAUAAUCUCAACCAGUACCUAUCAAACAAACAUCUUGUCGAUGUCACUGAAGUCUUCAAAGUAGUUAAUACUGAGAAGAAAACUCGUCUUAUAAAGCUGGGGUUUUACGUCCUCUUCUUUGGUCUGGUCAUUACAAGGCUUGCGUUGUCUGUUGUACGCGCUGUAUUUGCUGACGAUGAUGAUGUUGUGGCCUGGUCGACUAUAUAUUGAACUUCUUCUGAGGUCUACUCGAUGUUGAUGGUAUGACUUGGUCGAGACUGAGACGAACGCCAGCUGCAACCGAGUCUCUCAAAUUAAUUUAACAUGGUUAGCCUUUUCCUCAUCUCUCUCUCUCUCUCCAUAGAUUAGGGCAAGAACUGAUUUCUGAUCUCUUCAAUGGCCAUUAAAUUUGUUGGUCAUGGCAUAGGUAGCUUGUAAAUUUGAUUGUAUUGUGUUUUUUUGGUGCUUCUCAGAAUAAUAUACCUUGAUUGGCUUUAGUUUGUUAUCAUUGUUGAUCAAUAGUUUAUAUGAGGAUUUGUG